CCCAGUUCCUCUCCUUAACCACCGGACAAACGUCUCUGGAGUCUCUCCAAUGAGGAAGAAAGCAAGUCGGGGGUAGGGGAGGGGCCUCACACCAGGUGGUGGGUGCAGUCCUUCCUCGAGCUCCUUCACCCUCCAGUAAUCCCGUGGGUCCCCGGGCGCCAGCGCGGGAACCGGGAAAAGGAAGCUGCGUUGUGUACGUAAGAUCCAGGAAACGAAACCAGGAGCCGCGGGUGUUGGCGCAAAGGUUACUCCCAGACCCUUUUCCGGCUGACUUCUGAGAAGGUUGCGCAGCAGCCGUGCCCGGCAGUCUAGAGGCGCAGAAGAAGAAGCCAUCGCCGGGCCCCGGCUGUCUGGACCUCGUCUCGCUCGGGAGCCGAAACAGCGGCAGCCAGAGAACUGUUUUAAUCAUGGACAAACAAAACCCACAGAUGAAUGCUUCUCACCCGGAAACAAACUUGCCAGUUGGGUAUCCUCCUCAGUAUCCACCCACAGCAUUCCAAGGACCUCCAGGAUAUAAUGGCUACCCUGGGCCCCAGGUCGGCUACCCACCCCCACCAGCCGGCCAUUCAGGUCCUGGCCCAGCUGGCUUUCCUGUCCCAAAUCAGCCAGUGUAUAAUCAGCCAGUAUAUAAUCAGCCAGGUGGAGCUGCAGGGGUACCAUGGAUGCCAGCACCACCGCCUCCAUUAAACUGUCCACCUGGAUUAGAAUAUUUAAGUCAGAUAGAUCAGAUACUGAUUCAUCAGCAAAUUGAACUUCUGGAAGUUUUAACAGGUUUUGAAACUAAUAACAAAUAUGAAAUUAAGAACAGCUUUGGACAGAGGGUUUACUUUGCAGUGGAAGAUACUGAUUGCUGUACCCGAAAUUGCUGUGGGCCAUCUAGACCUUUUACCUUGAGGAUUAUUGAUAAUAUGGGUCAAGAAGUCAUAACUCUGGAGAGACCGCUAAGAUGUAGCAGCUGUUGUUGUCCCUGCUGCCUUCAGGAGAUAGAAAUCCAGUCUCCUCCUGGUGUACCAAUAGGUUAUGUUAUUCAGACCUGGCACCCAUGUCUACCAAAGUUUACAAUUCAAAAUGAGAAAAGAGACGAUGUACUAAAAAUAAGUGGUCCAUGUGUUGUGUGCAGCUGUUGUGGAGAUGUUGAUUUUGAGAUUAAAUCUCUUGAUGAACAGUGUGUGGUUGGCAAAAUUUCCAAGCACUGGACUGGAAUUUUGAGAGAGGCAUUUACAGACGCUGAUAACUUUGGAAUCCAGUUCCCUUUAGACCUUGAUGUUAAAAUGAAAGCUGUAAUGCUUGGUGCCUGUUUCCUCAUUGACUUCAUGUUCUUUGAAAGCACUGGCAGCCAGGAACAAAGAUCAGGAGUGUGGUAGUGGAUUAGUGAAAGUCUCCUCAGGAAAUCUGAAGUCUGUAUAUUGAUUGAGACUAUCUAAACUCAUACCUGUAUGAAUUAAGCUGUAAUGCCUGUAGCUCUGGUUGUAUACUUUUGCUUUUCAAAUUAUAGUUUAUCUUCUGUAUAACUGAUUUAUAAAGGUUUUUGUACAUUUUUUAAUACUCACUGUGAAUUUGAGAAAAAAGGACAUACGAGUUUUUGCAUUUAUUAAUGAAACUUCCUAUGAAAAACUGCUUUGAAUUCUGAUCUCUGAUUCAUUGUCCAUUUUACUACCAAAUAUUAACUAAGGCCUUAUUAAUUUUUAUAUAAAUUAUAUUUUGUCCUAUUAAAUCUAGUUACAGUUUAUUUCUUGCAUAAGAGCUAAUGUUAUUUUGCAAAUGCCAUAUAUUCAAAAAAGUUCAAAGAUAAUUUUCUUUACUAUUAUGUUCAAAUAAUAUUCAAUAUGCAUAUUAUCUUUAAAAAGUUAAAUUUUUUUUAAUCUUCAAGAAAUCAUGCUACACUUAACUUCUCCUAGAAGCUAAUCUAUACCAUAAUAUUUUCAUAUUCACAAGAUAUUAAAUUACCAAUUUUUAAAUUAUUGUUAGUAAAGAACAAAAUGAUUCUCUCCCAAAGAAAGACACAUUUUAAAUACUCCCUCACUCUAAAACUCUGGUGUUAUUAUAACUUUUGAAAGUUAAUAUUUCUACAUGAAAUGUUUAGCUCUUAUACUCUAUCCCUCCUAGAAAAUGGUAAUUGAGAUUACUCAGAUGUUAAUUAAAUAUAAUAUUAUAUAUAUAUUCACAGAUUAUAAACCUAAAUAAUAAUCUAUUAGAUUCAAAUAUUUGAAAUAAAAGCUUGAUUUUUUUGUA
Molecule: messenger RNA, 2232 nt
Organism: Nomascus leucogenys (northern white-cheeked gibbon)
Lineage: Eukaryota; Metazoa; Chordata; Mammalia; Primates; Hylobatidae
Source: RefSeq, a predicted model, not a curated record